AUGGUAAGCGCUAGCAACCCUCCUCCCCCUCCUCCUCCAUUGAAGGAGGACAUCUUGGAACUUAUUGGGAAUACUCCAUUAGUCAAGCUAAACAGAAUUCCGCAAUCAUUUGGGAUUAAGGCCAAGAUUUAUGCAAAAGUUGAGCUCUUCAAUGCUGGUGGUUCAAUAAAGGAUAGAAUUGCUAAAAAUAUGGUAUUGGAGGCAGAGAAGGAAGGGAGAAUCAAACCAGGAUAUACGCUUAUUGAGCCAACUUCUGGUAAUACUGGUAUUGGUUUAGCGUUAGUGGGUGCUGUUAGAGGUUAUCGGACAAUAAUCACCUUGCCCGAGAAGAUGUCGAAUGAAAAAGUAUCUGUUUUGAAAGCUUUGGGUGCCGAGAUCAUUAGAACACCAACUGAAGCGGCCUGGGAUGCUCCUGAAUCUCAUAUUGGGGUAGCCAAAAAGUUGGAAAAGGAGAUUCCUAACUCGGUCAUUCUCGACCAGUAUUCCAACCCUGCUAAUCCCGAUGCUCAUUACUAUGGUACUGGUUACGAAAUAUGGGAACAAACCGAAGGUAAGGUUACUCAUUUAGUAGCAGGUGCUGGAACUGGUGGUACGAUAACGGGUAUGUCGAGAUAUUUAAAGGAAAAGAAUCCAAAGGUGCACGUCACUGGUGCUGAUCCAAAAGGUUCUAUUUUAGCCGAACCUGAGACUUUGAAUACAAGCACCGAUGGUUACUUGGUUGAAGGUAUUGGGUACGAUUUCAUACCAGACGUUUUAAACAGGAAAUAUGUUGAUGAUUGGAUCAAAACUGAUGAUGCUGAAUCGUUCAAAUUAGCUCGAAGAAUCAUUAGGGAAGAAGGUAUAUUGGUUGGUGGAUCUUCAGGAUCAGCAUUACAAGCGGCUUUACAAGUUGCAAAAGACUUGACUGAAGACGAUGUUGUUGUUGUUGUUUUCCCCGACUCAAUAAGAUCUUACUUGAGUAAAUUUGCCGAUGACGAAUGGUUGAAGUCAAAUGGUUUUGAAGUUGAAGAAACCGAGACUACCAACAAAUCUGAAGAGUUUUUACGCAGUAAAACCAUUAGAGACUUGGUUGCUGGUAAAGCGCCCGUUGUCACUGUAAAUUUAACAGAUACAGUGGGAAAGACAUUUGAUCUCUUGCAAACAAAUGGAUUCGAUCAGUUACCUGUAUUGAACAAAUCUGGUCAGCUCGUUGGUUUAAUUACUUUGUCCAAGAUCUUGAAAUCAUUGUCUACUCAUAAAAUACAAUUAACCAACUCCAUAAACUCGAUUAUUAUCGAUUUCAGGAGAUUAGCAGACUUUGAAAAAUCCAAAUCUGUUAAUAAAGAGUCAGGCUUUACAAAGAGAACCUAUGAUUCUAUUACUUUGGAUACAAAGUUGAGCGUGUUGAACAAGUUUUUUGAAACUAAUUCAAACGCAAUUAUAACGGACGAGGACUUGAAGCCUGUUCAAAUUGUAACAAAAGUGGAUUUACUCUCAUAUUUGACAAAGAAUCUUAUCUUUUAA
Lodderomyces oxycetoniae is the source of this 1503-nucleotide messenger RNA. It is a transcript of the gene CYS4, whose product is annotated as cystathionine beta-synthase. Lineage: Eukaryota; Fungi; Ascomycota; Pichiomycetes; Serinales; Debaryomycetaceae. The transcript has a single exon. Bases 1 to 1503 code for a protein of 500 amino acids. Gene Ontology annotation, cellular component: cytoplasm. The record is from RefSeq and is a predicted model, not a curated record. Gene Ontology annotation, molecular function: cystathionine beta-synthase activity.